AAAGAAGAAAAGCGAAAUCAUUUUUUGACCUUAAAAUAAUUCAAAAUAUCUCUUUCGCUGUCUACUCCGGUCACUGUUUGCUUUUUUAUAUAAUUGUUAUUAUAUAAUAUAUUAUAAUCCCAUUGGAGAAGGGAAAGAAAGGGAAUCUCCUUCUCCUCCUCCACCUCCUCGUCUGCCUCAUCUUCUCGUUCUUUCUAGUGUUUAAUUUUUCUUUGUUUUGGAAUAUCUAGAUGUUUGUUUCUCUGUCCAGAAUUUGCAGGUUAAGAUCUGCAAUCAGAUGCUGUAAAUCCCUCUGAUUCCAGAUUUGGGUGAUAUCAACUGGGUUGGUAAUAGAUUUUGGUAGGGUUUGGAGGAAUUGAAUUAAUUUGAUAAGAGACCUGGGAUUGAGCAAUUUUGUUACUGUCGGCUGGUUCCCUUUUAUUGAGUCCAAGGAAUGUCGCUGCUGCUAAAAGGCGAUUCUAUCCAGAUUCGCGAGGUGUGGAAUGACAAUCUUGAAGAAGAAUUUGCUCUUAUCCGUGAAAUUGUUGAUGAUUUUCCAUAUAUAGCUAUGGACACGGAGUUCCCAGGCAUCGUCUUGCGCCCUGUGGGCAAUUUUAAGAAUAGCAAUGACUACCAUUAUCAGACCUUGAAGGAUAACGUUGACAUGUUGAAGAUGAUUCAAUUGGGUCUUACAUUUUCAGAUGAGCAAGGGAAUUUACCCACAUGUGGAACUGGCAAGUUUUGCAUUUGGCAGUUCAAUUUUCGUGAAUUCAAUGUGAAUGAGGAUGUGUUUGCAAACGACUCAAUUGAACUUUUGCGCCAAAGUGGGAUUGAUUUUAAGAAGAAUAAUGAGAAUGGUAUCGAUGCAAUGCAAUUUGGUGAGCUCUUGAUGUCAUCAGGGAUUGUAUUGAAUGACAGCGUACAUUGGGUGACUUUCCACAGUGGCUAUGAUUUUGGCUACUUGCUCAAGCUCUUGACAUGCCAGAAUUUGCCUGACACACAAGUGGGAUUCUUUAACUUGAUCAAUAUGUACUUCCCAACCCUAUAUGAUAUCAAGCAUUUGAUGAAGUUUUGCAAUAGUCUUCACGGCGGGUUGAACAAGCUUGCAGAACUGUUGGAAGUGGAGAGAGUUGGGAUAUGCCAUCAAGCAGGUUCUGAUAGUUUGCUCACAGCUUGUACAUUCAGGAAAUUAAAGGAGAAUUUCUUUAGUGGCUCCUUGGAAAAGUAUGCCGGUGUGUUAUAUGGUUUAGGUGUUGAGAAUGGACAGAAUACUCAUUGACUAUAAAAAAAAAAAAAAUUCUAAAAAAAAUUAUGAUUAGAAAGGUGCACAUUCAAUAGUAUUUGUGUGCUAGACAGCCGCAAGUUAUGUACACUUUUGUUAUGAAGCUUCCUUAAUUUAUGAAUAUUUUCAUAUUUUUACUA
Messenger RNA from Jatropha curcas, 1401 nucleotides. RefSeq names its product Polynucleotidyl transferase, ribonuclease H-like superfamily protein. The record is from RefSeq and is a predicted model, not a curated record. NCBI's taxonomy places the organism in Eukaryota, Viridiplantae, Streptophyta, Magnoliopsida, Malpighiales, Euphorbiaceae. Gene Ontology annotation, molecular function: poly(A)-specific ribonuclease activity; nucleic acid binding. Gene Ontology annotation, cellular component: CCR4-NOT complex.